This is a messenger RNA of Osmerus eperlanus (European smelt), 3146 nucleotides long. RefSeq names its product SMAD family member 5 (gene smad5). Gene Ontology annotation, cellular component: heteromeric SMAD protein complex. The record is from RefSeq and is a predicted model, not a curated record. The transcript has 7 exons. Gene Ontology annotation, molecular function: DNA-binding transcription factor activity, RNA polymerase II-specific; RNA polymerase II cis-regulatory region sequence-specific DNA binding; I-SMAD binding. Bases 796 to 2214 code for a protein of 472 amino acids. NCBI's taxonomy places the organism in Eukaryota, Metazoa, Chordata, Actinopteri, Osmeriformes, Osmeridae. Gene Ontology annotation, biological process: BMP signaling pathway; transforming growth factor beta receptor signaling pathway; regulation of transcription by RNA polymerase II.
GUUCCGCCUCUCCAGUCUUCUUGACGCCAGCUAGAACAUGGGAAUCGGGAGAGUGGGGAAAGACAUUGAAAAAAGGAAAAUGAAAAAACAGUUUCUUGUCUGAGCUAACUAUAGAAGGGGAAUAAGGAAGCUUUCGGCUUGCUUCAAAUCUUCAAAGGUUUCUGCCUGCAACCUCUGGGACUGGCCUUUCCCCGUAGCUUGGCAUGGGCCAGGGGCCACAGGCUGGUGAGAGAUACAAACAAGCGACAGAAAACCGAAAAGGAGUUUGAAUAGCAAAGCGCUUCUCUCCCAUCCUCCAUUGAGGCUACGCGUCGGGACCUCCGGCUGCAGCUUUCACUCCACGAGCUGCAUCCAAGCAUCUUGGAAGACGGCGACGUCCUGAUCUCAACCCGUCCCCCGUCCCCCCCCUCUCCCCAUCUGCUCCCACCCCUUCCCUCCCCAUCCCAGGUUUGUGGCUGGCUAGCUCCUGCGUCCCCCCCCACACCCCCCAACCCCCUCUGUGGCGCUGACCCAGCUACGUCCACCUCGCUGAGGGCCCUUCCUGAGCGCUGUGCAGCUGCAUCCUGCCUCAAACUUCCUGUCAUUGGCUGUACAAGGCUAUAGCCUCCUCUCUACCUCCACCCCCCCACUCACACACACUCACACACCCUAUUGACCGUUGACCACACACACACACCAUCCUCCACCCUGUUGACAGCGGUUCAAGGAGAACCCCGCCUCCCAUACCCAUCCAGGUGCAUCCCUCCUGUCCGCAUCCUCUCCCCCCCCCCCCCCCCCCCCCCCCCCUCCUCCACCAUGACCUCCAUGUCCAGCCUGUUCUCCUUCACCAGCCCGGCUGUCAAGCGCCUGCUGGGCUGGAAACAGGGGGACGAGGAGGAGAAGUGGGCUGAGAAGGCGGUGGACGCCCUGGUCAAGAAGCUGAAGAAGAAGAAGGGGGCCAUGGAGGACCUGGAGAAGGCCCUCAGCAGCCCUGGGCAGCCCAGCAAGUGUGUGACCAUCCCACGCUCUCUGGACGGGAGGCUCCAGGUGUCUCACAGGAAAGGGCUGCCCCACGUCAUCUACUGCAGGGUGUGGCGCUGGCCCGACCUGCAGUCCCACCACGAGCUCAAGCCCCUGGAGGUCUGCGAAUACCCCUUCGGCUCUAAGCAGAAGGAAGUCUGCAUAAACCCCUACCACUACACGCGGGUGGAGAGUCCGGUCCUCCCCCCGGUCCUGGUGCCCCGGCACAGCGAGUUCAACCCCCAGCACAGCCUGCUGGUCCAGUUCCGGAACCUCACCCACAACGAGCCGCACAUGCCCCUCAACGCCACCUUCCCAGAGUCCUUCCAGCAGCACAGCGGUGGCAACGGAGGCGGUAGCGGAGGCUCCUCCUUUCCCAUUUCGCCCAACUCGCCCUACCCCCCCUCGCCGGCCAGCAGCGGCACCUACCCCAACUCCCCCGCCAGCUCGGGCCCUUCCAGCCCCUUCCAGCUGCCAGCUGACACCCCACCCCCGGCCUACAGGCCCCCUGAUGAGCAGAUUGGCCAGGAAGGCUCUCAGUCCAUGGAGACCGGAAGCAGCAUGGUGGUGCCUCAAAACAUGCCCAGAGGAGAUGUUCAGCCGGUGGAGUACGAGGAGCCCAGCCACUGGUGCUCCAUUGUCUACUACGAGCUGAACAACCGGGUGGGCGAAGCCUACCAUGCCUCCUCCACCAGCGUCCUGGUGGACGGCUUCACCGACCCCUCCAACAACAAGAACCGCUUCUGCCUGGGCCUGCUCUCCAACGUCAACCGCAACUCCACCAUCGAGAACACACGCCGGCACAUCGGCAAAGGGGUCCACCUGUACUACGUGGGUGGGGAGGUGUACGCCGAGUGCUUGAGCGACACCAGCAUCUUCGUCCAGAGCCGCAACUGCAACUACCACCACGGCUUCCACCCCACCACCGUGUGCAAGAUCCCCAGCGGCUGCAGCCUCAAGAUCUUCAACAACCAGGAGUUCGCCCAGCUGCUGGCCCAGUCCGUCAACCACGGCUUCGAGGCCGUCUACGAGCUCACCAAGAUGUGUACCAUCCGAAUGAGUUUUGUCAAGGGUUGGGGAGCAGAGUAUCACCGACAGGAUGUGACUAGCACCCCCUGCUGGAUAGAGGUGCACCUGCACGGCCCACUCCAGUGGCUAGACAAAGUGCUGACACAGAUGGGCUCUCCCCUCAAUCCAAUCUCCUCUGUGUCCUAAUAAUGGCUCCUACACAGGGAAAGGGAGGGGGUUCAAUAGGGGGUUCUUGUACUCUUUCUCUUUUUUUUUUUUAUUGAUACUUUUUUAUUUUGCAAUGUUCUAUGAGAAAAGGAGGUCUUAAAGGCCAAACUGUUUACAUGCUGACUGUAGAAGGGCUCCUGAACCCUAGAGCAUCAGCAGAAUUAUGUUGUGAAAGAAACUGGGGCUACAAGCGAAUAGAAAGGAGCAGCAUGACAUGGACACACUACUGCUCACACACUAGCUACCAACUUCUGCAUUGAAUGAGAGUAGACUGGAAAGCAUGUACCUGAAAAUGUUCCGAUUUUGCAUAAAAAAGUUUCCAUCGUUUUUGAAUGAUUUUAACUUUCUAUAUGUUUAGUUUUUUGAAAGAAACAUUAAUUGUGUAUCGCUCACUACUCAAUCUUACAUCAGUCAAACAACAUGCAAUUAAUCUGAACGUGUCAGCCCCUCCCUACGGUUUGUCUAAUGCCAGAUAUAUACAUAAAGUAUAGCUGCCAUUAUAUGUUUACCAGACUCAAAUCUCGUAAAUGUUUCCUUUUUAUAGUUUCUAUUGAUAGUAACAAAACUCUUGAGUUACUGCCUUUUAAAUAAAGUAUGUCUAACUAUUAACUUUGAUAUGGGAGAGCAAUUACUGAAUGUUUCAAACAGCUGGUAAGCUAAGAAAAAAACUUCAGUGACAUUUUUUUCAAAAGAAGUACGCAUUUGUAUUAUAAUUAAAAAUCGACGUCCAGUUUUUGUCCUACUACAUUAAAGUGAGAUUUUUUGUAGGCUUUAACUCGCUUUAUUAACAACGUUGUUGCACACAUGGAUUUUUUUUAAUGUAAGGUAAGUUUUGAUUGGGUACCGUGGCAUUAUGAUGAUCUAUAUUAUCACUAGCACAAUGAAAUAAAACAGGUUACUGGUAACAAUGA